CGAAGCACAUCGUUCUCGCCGCGUCUCCCUCAUAUCGGAAGCGAGAUACGCGUUUGCUUCGCUCGAUCUUGAUACAUUCGUCGAAACAAGAGGAAGUCCGUUGUAAUUAGAGUCGUUUGGGGGGAAUAUGUUCGAGCGUUAAUUUUGCGUUACUCUGUAUUUUGUUGUCCGGCUAUCGAGCUCGAUAAUUGCCCGUUUGUCGCAAUUUACGUUUACAGGGCUGUAUUUACGUCAACUUCGUGUUUUCGUUGGCGUUUAACUUCUCCUUAUGGGCCUUAAAAGUUGUCAUUAGAGAAAAUCGGCCGAUCAAGGAAGAGGCGGUCCCUGGCGUUUAUUUGCCGCGUAAGAUCGAAUUGCGCCGGGGUUUGAAAAUUAUGCCAGUAUAAUUGGUUGAUUAUUGGUUGCCGACCAAGGUGUAAAACGUCUAUAAAUACUGGAAAUCGGUGGCAAUCGAUAUACAGUCGGCUAGUAUUUUCGUAGGCGAUCGAAUCUUUCUUUUCACUUCUCUCAUCGACGAUAGCAAACUCGCCAGAACGAUGAGAUCCGCGGGAAUUUUCGUGAUCUUGAUUUGUUCUCUAUCGCUGCAACUCGUUUUCGUUCACGGAGGGAUGGACAUCGACGACAUUAGGGCAAUGCUGACGAAAUUUAGGAAAAAGUGUAUGGACGAGACUAAAACGAACCUUGAGACGAUCGAAGAUACAGAGUUCGGAAUAUUCCCCGAAGAAGAGAGCCUGAAAUGUUACUUUAAGUGCGUCUUUGAAAAAUUCCACAUGAUGGACAAGGAUGGCAAAAUAAAGUACAACAUACUGAAGAAAGCGAUUCCAGACGUUUACAAGGAGAUAGGCAACGAAAUGGUCGACAGUUGCAAGCAUAUCGAUUCAGAGAAUAAAUGCGAGAAAUCGUUCAUGUUCAUGAAAUGCAUGUACAACGUCAAUCCCUGGGUAAGUCGAAUGAAACAUUACUGUUUUUUUACGAAUAGAAUGCAGAGAUUGUCUUUUCACAAAAGAACGUUUUCUUCUUCCGUUUUCCAGGCAUAUAUUGCUCCGUAA
Frieseomelitta varia is the source of this 1049-nucleotide messenger RNA. RefSeq names its product general odorant-binding protein 83a-like (gene Obp11). Gene Ontology annotation, molecular function: odorant binding. The coding region runs from base 537 to 1049 and encodes 170 amino acids. The record is from RefSeq and is a predicted model, not a curated record. Lineage: Eukaryota; Metazoa; Arthropoda; Insecta; Hymenoptera; Apidae. The transcript is spliced from 5 exons.